This is a messenger RNA of Ictalurus punctatus (channel catfish), 4857 nucleotides long. It is a transcript of the gene dgke, whose product is annotated as diacylglycerol kinase, epsilon. The transcript has 11 exons. Gene Ontology annotation, molecular function: ATP-dependent diacylglycerol kinase activity. The record is from RefSeq and is a predicted model, not a curated record. The coding region runs from base 406 to 2115 and encodes 569 amino acids. Lineage: Eukaryota; Metazoa; Chordata; Actinopteri; Siluriformes; Ictaluridae.
UGACUUGAUGAGGAGGAAGCGAGCACCAGCUCUCGCGGAUGCUAAGCUGUUAUUACAGCUUUUUCCCCUCCCCAAUAUAUUUAACUGUGAAAAAAUUAGUUUCUAAUGGGAUGGUGCGCGUUUAUUUUCGUUUGAUGCUAGAAGCUCAUGCUAAUCUCUGAGCUCGGCUCUUAAUGCGCGAGACAGCUAACUGCAGUUUUAAACGUCUCGCACUGUUUUGGAGGCUCGACAGAAAGAUGCUUGGCGGUGAACCGAUGUUUUGUGCAUGUGCACACGACGGUCAAAAUAGUGUAACGUCAGUUCCCUUUGAAGCACGGCCGUGUCCGUGGCUCGCGCUCUGCAGACGUUGAUCUGAUCUGCUCGCAGGUUUGUUUAUUUGUUGGAUUGUUUUUCUUUUCCUAAAAAAUGGAUGUGGAUGAGACCGAGGCGCGUGAGGGCGCAUGGACCCCGCUGCUGCUGUGGACCGGGUUGGCUGUGCUGCUCCCGGUGCUGAUCACGCUGUGGUGCAGCGUACGGCGCUCGGAGCGCGCGGUGCGCCUCAAAGACCUGCCGCGCGCGAGUCGGCACACCUGGCGCUACACGGACCUGUUCGGCAAGCCCACGUACUGCUGCGCGUGCAAGCUGCCCGUGCUGCACGGCGCCUUCUGCGACUGCUGCGGUGUGUGCGCGCACGAGACGUGCGCGCGGGCCGCCGAGCGCGCGCUGGCCUGCAAGGAGAUCGCCGCGCCGGCGCACGCGGAUGGACGCUUCCGCCACCGCUGGGUGCGCGGGAACGUACCGCUCGCGAGCUACUGCGCCGUGUGCAAGCAGCAGUGCGGCACGCAGCCCAAACUCUGCGACUACAGGUGUGUGUGGUGUCAGAUGACGGUUCACGACGACUGCAAACCGGCUCUCGGCGAUGACGAGUGUUGCGAUUUGGGCGAGUUCCGCUCCAUCAUCAUUCCUCCCUCGUACCUGUACCAGCUGAACAAACUGCGGCGCAGACACCCGGAUGAGUACUGCAAGCUUGCAGAAGUGUGUGGAAGUGGGUGGAGCCCCCUGCUGGUGCUCGCUAACACACGCAGUGGAAACAACAUGGGCGAAGAGCUGCUCGGAGAGUUUCGAACCCUACUCAACCCGGUGCAGGUGUUUGACCUGUCCGAGAUCUCACCUUUGAAAGCUCUGCAGCUGUGCACUCUGCUGCCUCCUGGCUGUGUGUGUGUGCUGGUGUGUGGAGGAGACGGUACAGUGGGCUGGGUGCUGGAUGCCAUCGAUGCCAUGAAACAGAAGGGUCAGGAUCAGUUCAUCCCACGUGUGACCAUCCUUCCUCUCGGGACGGGGAACGACCUGUCUAACUCUCUGGGCUGGGGUUCGGGUUACGCUGGUGAGAUUCCUAUCGAGCAGGUGAUCAGGAAUGUUCUGGAGGCUGAAGUGGUCAAGAUGGACAGGUGGAAAGUUCAAGUCGCCUCCAAAGGAACCUACUUCCGCAAGCCAAAGGUUUUAUCCAUGAAUAAUUAUUUCUCUGUGGGUCCAGACGCUCUGAUGGCCCUGAACUUCCAUGUACACCGCAAAAAGACGCCGUCCUUCUUCUCCAGCCGCAUCAUCAACAAGGUGGUGUAUUUUCUCUACGGAACCAAAGACUGUCUGGUGCAGGAGUGUAAAGACUUGGACAAAAGGAUUGAGUUGGAGCUGGAUGGAGAGCGGGUGCCAUUGCCCAGUCUGGAGGGCAUCAUCGUGUGCAAUAUCGGCUACUGGGGUGGAGGCUGCCGGCUGUGGGAAGGGAUGGGAGACGAGCCGUGUCCUCCAACACGGCUGGAUGAUGGGCUGCUGGAGGUGGUCGGGGUGUUUGGAUCGUUCCAUUGUGCUCAGAUCCAGGUCAAACUCGCCAACCCUGUUCGACUGGGCCAGGCACACACAGUGAGGCUGGUCCUGAAGAGCUCACGCAUGCCGAUGCAGGUGGACGGAGAGCCGUGGGCUCAGGGCCCAUGCACCAUCACCAUCACACACAAAACUCAGGCGUUCAUGCUGUACCACAGCUCCGAGCAGACCGACGAUGAAGAGUCCAGCGCUUCGGACACUGAAGGGCCAUCGGGAAAGCAUGCUCACGCUCCGGAGAACAGCUCAGAAUCUCAGUGAGGCUUCGGCUGCGUCCCAAAGCCAUGCGGCUGUAGCGGUCUGCUCUGGCUGCUUCAUUUAAAAUUCAUUCAUUUUUUUCACUGAAUGACAUUCACAAAUCUAAUUACAAACUGAAAGUGUUACGUUUACAGACCUGCCCACCUUCAUGCACUCUUAUCCGCUGCAAUGGAAACCGGAGUGUGUGUAUAUAUUCAGGGCUUACGUGCGUGCAUUCUAAUUAAUUAUUGUCUGUAACCCGUAUUUUCUAGAAUUAAAAGAAGGUGUGAAUGUAAACAUUUCCCGUCUCUACUAUCUCACCUAAAACAAAUACGCACACUUCUGUUUCUACCUUAGGCUUGGAUUUUAUGAUUUAAUAACAUGCUAGUUUUUAGGUUAGCCUGUUUACUUACAAGCUAGUUUGUUGGUUAUGCACUAAUUUUUAGGUUAUCCUGUUUGCUUAAAUGUUUGUUUGUGGCUUACAUGCUAGUUUUUAGGUUAGCCUGUUUACUUAAAUGCUAGCUUGUUGUUUACACAGUAAUUUUUAGGUUAGCCUGUUUACUAACAUGCUAGUGUUCUUCUUGUAUAAUCUGGACUGCUCAUAUAUACACUGUUUUAUGGUGACCAUCAAAUGGUGGGGGGGGAAGCAGCCGCUUGUCUGUUUACAUGCACACAUUUGGGGAAAAAUUGUUACGUAGAAAUUACUAAGAAAGUGUGUAUACACUGUAAAACCAUGUGGUGGUUACCGUCAAACUCUGUGUAUAUGCACACUCCAGAUUCUACCUGACACAAGUGGCUAUAUUGAAAAUGUCCUGGGUUUUUUUUGUGGUGGUGUUGGUUUUUUAGCUACGCAUUAUUUCCUCUGCAGGGUUGGCAGGUCUGCAUUAACAGCACUGUUUCUGAAACACUGAACAUUAUGAUGUCACGCCGUAUAAGCGAUGAUCACAUGCACUGAUUUUUGUCUCAUUAAAAACUAGCUGCAGGAGUUUUUUUUAAGCUUUGCAAGCAGUUUUGUGCAAUAAGAGCUUUACGCUUAGGGCCACAGGGCAGUCAGUUAUUAUAUAUUUAUUAUAUAUUUUAUAUACAUAGUCCUGUUUGAGUCACAUGACCUUCAUUCUGCAUUGUCUGCAAUCUACAUUUCUUUUUUUUGUUUUUUUUUUGGUCCUGAGAUUUUUUUUUUCCGUUUACAAACCUGAUGAAUGUUUGAGUUUAUGAAUUUUUUCUACCACAUUAAAUACCUAAUAUUUUAGCACCAUUAACUAUAUUGUCUAAAUAUGAGUAUAAUAGUCUUAACCAAUUAUCGACACAUGUUUACUGUAAAGCUGUGAAUUAACAGGACUAAAAAAACCCUUCACCUGUAUUGUGUUGGUUUUUUUUUUUUUUUUUUUUUUUUUUACAAAUUGCUAUUGAGUUGUUUUAUUUUAUUUUAUACACUGUCCUUUCCUGAUGCACUGCUAUAACUCACUGCCAUGUGUUUUAGUUGCAUUUUCCACUUGCACUAUAGUAGAGGUGUGCGCGAACAUUUUAAGAACUUGCUUGGUUUUAAUUACCCGAAAUAUAAACCUAUUAGCAUAUUUAAACCAAAUUUUCUUUUAAUGAAGAUGAAUGAAUAUAGUAGUAGACGCGUACUCAAGCAAUCUGCCGCAUUCAACACAGCUUUACCAUACAUGUUUGGCGCUUGUGGGUGUGGCCUGUUCAGCUGCUUCUUCUUUUUUUUUUAAGUUCCUAUUGCAACAUUAAUAACUACUGUAUACUGUAUAUCUUCUAAAACUAUUUAGUCAAACACAAAUUAAAUAACACACUAAUUAGCGUGAAAAUUAGUUUGAUUUACGUGUCACAUGCUCGGCUUUGUACUAGCUUUGUUUUCAGACUAGAUUAACAAAGCAAGCUAACUUUUCUAGCUACGUACUCUCACCAGAGGCACCAACGAUCUCUGAAGAAACGUUCAGACUACACACGCUGUAGGAUUGGGCCGAGGAAUAAUUUAAUGGAUUAUUGGAUUUUUCACUUUACAGAAUUAUACCAAAUGUAAAUUAGAAAUAGCUGUUCCUAUGGGUUGUUGUUGUUGUAAUUGAUGGUGUGCACACCUCUACUUUACAUUGAAUACAUUUGUAUUUAAUUUAACUGUCUGUCUUUCGUGUGUGUGAGGCUGUAGUGCUUCUCUUCUGGAUUUUAGACCAAAAAAGUUUGAAAAAUGUCCUAUUCUUUCCUUUCAAUAUAUUGAAUUUUAGGUUAAAAUAAUUUGCCUAACUGAGAUCUUAUCAAAGUGUGAUUACUUAAUACUAGAAAUGUAUAAAUAUAGUAGAAAAAUCACUAAACCAAUUAGCCCUAUGUGUGCCCUAUGUGAGAUUUUCUGAACGAUUACGAAUUAGUAUUUUUGGAUAUGCUAAGAUUUUGGAGUUUAGGUUAGAUUCCAUUUGGCAAAAGUGUUAUUUAUUAAACUUUUUAUUUAAGUUGGCAGACUGACAAACUCAAGAAUUUGCUGUUACUUUGCAGUUCACCAGCUAUAUUAAUUCUAAAUAUGGUCAUGUAUGUAUUACUGAAUCCAGCGAGAUCGAAAUCAUACAGUAUUCAUUUGGCAUUUAUAUCUAGUUGUUAUCUUGCCAAUAUUUUACAUUGCUGUUCUUGUUGCAUUAAACAUCUUCAUGACACAAAGCCACAGAUGCUUUGAGAGAUUUCAUAACAGAUUGCACAAACGUUAAUUUCUCUUUCAAAUGUUGAGAAAUUCUGAAUGUGAUUGAUGAAAUAAAGAAUGAAUGUCCAAGA